This is a messenger RNA of Ictalurus furcatus (blue catfish), 763 nucleotides long. RefSeq names its product collagen alpha-1(V) chain-like. Lineage: Eukaryota; Metazoa; Chordata; Actinopteri; Siluriformes; Ictaluridae. The record is from RefSeq and is a predicted model, not a curated record. The transcript has 5 exons. Bases 31 to 756 code for a protein of 241 amino acids.
AUUGACGCAUUACAUGCAGAUUGGACAGAAAUGGGAUCUGGGAUUCAGGAGUCAGAGGAAGUGGAACAGCGUUUGAAUCCUUUCACCCGAAAGGUGGACUUACUGAAGCUCCUGUCCAGUCUCGUGCCACAGAGUAACAACGUGUCUCUGUUCGAGGAUAAUGAGGGAUGCUCAGUGCUGAACAUUGGACUCUACUCAACCCUGACUCUGCCAACGAGACACGCUUUUGGCCCGAGCUUUGCAGACGAGUUCAGUGUACUCCUUCAGCUGCGCAGCUCUCAGAAUGUGGACCGCAGUGUCCUCACCAUUCUGGACUUUUACAAUCAGGUGACACUUCAGAUUCGCCUCAGUCCCUCAGGUUUCACCUUCAUCACUGCCCAUCAGCAAGGUUACGAGUUUUUAGUGUCAGGCCUGUCUGAUUCGCAGUGGCACUGGGUCUCAGUGGGAGUCUCGUUGGAGUAUCUGGCUGUCUAUGUGAACUGUGUGCUGGUGGAGAAAGUCAGAUGGACCUUCCCAUACUUGGGCAUCCCUACAGACGGUCUGCUGAUGCUCGGAGGCAUCCUGCAGGGCUUUGAGACGCCUUUUGAGGGGGAUAUCCGGCAGAUGAUGUUCAUCAUGGGCGACGGCAGAGCUGCUAAAAAUCAGUGCAGUCUCCACCAGCCGGUGUGUGGAGCCUCAGUGGACUCCUGGUCCUCCAAAACAUCUCACAACAAACAGGUACAAAAGAAUAGAGCCACAUUCGACUGUCAUGUCUAAUGACUCU